GCAAUCAAUCAUCAAUCCAGGGGCCACGGCUCGACUUCCUCCUCUAGAGCUGUGCUUCGCUCGUCGUGUGACGAGGCGGCGCCCUGUGUAUAUAGUUCAGGCUGGUUCAGGUCAGAGGUUGCACACUACAAGAUGGCUGCGCCCUGUGCCCUUAUUGUAAGCUGUUGUAGUUAUCAACCUAGCUGUCUUGUUAAGCAAAUUAUUGGAACAGAAGAAUUGCCAGAUCAUAGUAUUGUGGUUGAACAGAUUAUUGGUUAUCCAUGGACUGUUGAUAACAAGUACUACACAGCAGAUAUACAGCUUUGUACUACAACUCAGAAAACAAUUGGUACUGCUGAGUUUGCAGAGUCAGUGAAUGCAGUGGUUAUUAUAACUGAUGAUAAGGCAAGUAGUUUCUCAUCUGUGAAACAAUGGAUGCCUUUCAUAGAGCAAAUGGAACCAGAAAUACAGAUCCUCGCUUGUGUCAAGUUUGAUGAUGAUGGAGAAGUAACAAGAGACACUGCUCUGCAUUGGUGCUUAGAAAAGUCAGUAGAACUAGUUGAGUUGAAUUCUGAGGAAGAAGACGAAGAUGAAGAGGAGGAUGAUGGAUUUGCAGAAACAAUAGGUGUUGAACGGAUAGAGAAUAGGCUUCCAAGCAACUUUCAUGCCAGGAACUGUUAAGGUGGAAGAUUCUGAAAAAGGGGCAAAGGAUGAGACAAAACGAGAGAAGCAAGAAGAUGAAAACUAUGAACCAAAAGGAAAAACUGAACAAGAUGUUGAGCAAGGUACAGAGGUUGAAGUAGACUCUAAUACCGGCCAUAUAGGUGAUACAUGUACAGAAUCAGCCACACCUGAUGAGGCCAGCUUAUUAUCAGAGGCCUCAGGAAGGUCGACAAGUGAAAAAGAAAAAGGAAGAAAGAAUGAAGCGAAAGAUAAGGACCAAUCAAAAUCAAAUAUUAUAGAUUCCAUGUUCGGUGGUGAUAUGGAAUUAAUUGCAGCACUUGGUAACGAAGACCCUGGCGAUGAAUCAUUUGAACACUUAUUUGCAAGGAUGGCCUCUAUGAAAGAAAAAGCAAAUUCUUUACCGCCUGGAGAGAGAAAAAAAUAUGCUGAGCAAGUUGCCAUUGCAUUUUGGAAAGCUAUUGGAGGAGAUGAGGAUGAAAUAAAUGGACUAAGUGAUGAAGAUGAAGCACAAAAAUAAACAUUAUUAAAGUAUUUCAUUAGAAGAAUUGAAAAAGGAAUGUACAAAUAUUAUCCUCCUCAUGAAUGGCCUUUUGCAAAAGUGCAAUCACAUUUAAUGCGAUAAGCAGUGUGUACCUCUCGCAGUCCAGAGACUCUCAUAGGGUUAAGGGUGUUUAGGAGCGUGGUCAGCAGCAAGCAGCCAAGUCUAAAUUUGGAUUGUUUGCCUGCAUAUAUGAACUGCAUAUUAACAAGAAUCUCCUGGUAUUAACCACCACAUCCCUUGAAUUAUACUCAGUGCAGUGGUGGCACCAAAGAGGGUACACAAGUCUUCACCGAGGUGAGCUAGUUUUCAGAAUAAGCACCUCUAGAUGCACCUUAUCAAAGCAGUGUUCUCUGAAAAAGUGAUUGACUUCUUCCCCAUCAACGGGUCUAGACACACUCACCUGGUGGAGGUCCUGUGCCCACUCACUCAAUGAAUACAGAUUGAGAUUCUGCUGAAAUAUUUAAUUCCACUCUUUAAUUAUACUAAUAAGUUCAGUUACUAAAUUACUGUAUGGAUGUUGUACAGUUUAUUUUUUUCUCAAAUUUAUUAUCGUAUAGGGAAGUUGGGGCUUUAGUUACUUUAUAUAAGUCUUUAGUUAGGUCCAAUCUUGAAUUUUGUUGUGUUAUUUUCAAUUCUAUUUCUCUCCAUCAGUCGACUAGGUUACGUGUUCAAAAUAAGUUUUUUAGAUUUUAUUCUUACAAAUUUGGUUUUGUUAGUAAAGAUUUCUUAACACCUUUAGCUGACCGCCGUAAACUUUUUGAUUCAAUUUUUCUUUUUAAGUGUAUGAAUGCAAUCUACGAUGGAAAUUUUGCAGUUCAUUUUCCUCUUUCUGUACCACAAUAUCAAAUACGUAAUCCUGUUCUUUUUUCAAUACCAGGGGGAGAGUCAACAUUACUAAUAAUGGGUUUAUCUAUCGUCUGCCUAAGUUAUACAAUUCUUUAUGUAAAACUGAUUUUUCUAUUGACAUUUUCUGUGAUUCUCUUAUGUGUUUUGUUCAAUAUUAGUAAUAUUUAGUUCCUUAUAACUUUUCAUAACUUUUUAUAUUCACAUAUAUAUAUUUAGAUUUUAUUAUUCAAUCCUAUAAAGGGUGACCCUGGUCACUGUUGGACUUUACAUAACAUGAGGGAAAGGUAAUGAUUUGUAUUAUUAAAGAGUUUUUAGGUGCAGUUGCAGGAGAGGUAUGCACUAUAGCCUUCACUUUAAAGUUGCUGCUAAAAACAGAAGACAGGAGGAAUAAGUUUAGGUUUGCUAUGGUUGUACAGUUACAAUUGUCCUCAUUUCAUAUUUUUUUAGUUUUGAAUUAGGUUACAGAUGCACCUGUUUUACAAAAUAUGCUGCUGUUGUAAAAGUGUACAUUCAAAUAAAAUAUUAUAUGACUAUAACCUCCAUCUAGUAUACAACAGAUAUUAUAUUUUGAAGAUUAGUUGCAGUACUGUAUUCAGGUAAUAUUAUAAAGAUCAACAAAUGUAAUAAUCUUUUAUGUAAUUCAGAUGGUAGUAUACUAAGCUGUAUGAUGGUAUGCUCUAAUAUUGUCAUG
Molecule: messenger RNA, 2741 nt
Organism: Anneissia japonica
Lineage: Eukaryota; Metazoa; Echinodermata; Crinoidea; Comatulida; Comatulidae
Product: alpha- and gamma-adaptin-binding protein p34-like
Source: RefSeq, a predicted model, not a curated record